Molecule: messenger RNA, 849 nt
Organism: Bacidia gigantensis
Lineage: Eukaryota; Fungi; Ascomycota; Lecanoromycetes; Lecanorales; Ramalinaceae
Exons: 2
Coding region: 1-849 (282 amino acids)
Biological process (GO): regulation of DNA-templated transcription
Molecular function (GO): histone acetyltransferase activity
Source: RefSeq, a predicted model, not a curated record
AUGGGCCGCCUGUCGGCCAACCCAGGCGCAAAAGGCUCAUCUCUGGCCUCUCCAAAACGCCUUGAUCGUAAGCCGGACAUACACCAUGUCGUGCUUGGGGACAUCCUCUUCGACACUUGGUUUCCUUCUUUCUACCCUGAUGAGCUCGUAGGGAAAGAGCUCGACAGGCUCUAUAUCUGUCAAUGGUGCUUCAAAUACUCAAAGGAGCAACAGCAGUACCUGACCCAUACGCUAUUCGCCCAGAACCUCUCACUCUUCGCUAAGCUCUUCCUUGACAAUAAAUCCGUCUUCUUCGACGUGGCCUCCUUCGACUACUACGCCCUCGUCUAUCAACCCUCCCAAACAGCUCCCAAGCCCAGCCCUCAGAUCAUAGGCUUCUUCAGCAAGGAGAAGAUGUCAUGGGACAACAAUAAUCUAGCCUGCAUAUUGGUCUUUCCACCAUGGCAGCGCAAAGGCUUAGGCAAGGUCCUAAUGGGUGUGAGCUAUGAGCUUAGUGAGCGAGAAGGCAGAUAUGGUGGGCCAGAGAAGCCGUUGAGUGAGCUUGGCAAGAGAGGCUACAUGCAAUUCUGGGAGGCGAGGAUUGCAAGGACGAUAUUGGGUAUGAAGGGGAGAUCUUCAAUCAUUGUUUCGGAUGUUGCAAAGGAAGCGUGGGUGCUGACUGAAGAUGUGAUUGCUUCUCUAAACAGAAUGGGAGUGUUGGGGGCCAAAAGGAAGGAUGGGAGUCUUGCAGUCAGUAAGAAGAACGUGAAGGAGUGGGCUGCAAGGACAAACGCUGACCUAAGGUCGCCCAUUUCGGAGGAUGCUUUCAUGGGAGCGUGGGCUGGCGAGGACGAGGACAUGAUUGAAUGA